GACAGCAACAGCUCCGGUCGGGGAGGGGGGGGGCGAAGGGAAGGCAGCCCCCGGUUCGACGGGGGGGGGGUGAUGGCUCCCGAACUUUGCUCCUUCCCACCGCCUCGGCCCUGCUUUUGAGCAGGAGUUACCGGCAGGAUCCAGCGGAGGAGGAACCCCCGCCGGCGGAGGGAUGUCUUCUAGAAACAUGGCUGGCCAACACAUCCUUCCUCAAGCUUUGUAUCAGAGCAAUAUGCUGAAAGCCAUGAAGAUUAGAGAGAGGACUCCUGAAGAUCUGGUCAAACCCCCCAUUGGAGUAAUUCACCACUUCAGGACUAUGCACAGAUACACCAUAGAAAUGUUCAGAAUGUGCCAGUUUUGUCCUCAGUUUCGGGAAACACUUCAGAAGGCCCUGACAGACCAGGCCACCCAGACUUCGCUGGAGCGCCAGAGGAAGCUCAACUGGUGCAUGGAAGUUCGGAGACUGGUCCCUCUGAAGACUAAUGGCGAUGGGAAUUGCCUCAUGCACGCUGCGUCCCAGUACAUGUGGGGCAUUGAAGAUAUCGACCUGGUCUUGAGGAAGACGUUGUUCAGCGCGCUCAGGGAGAUCGACACACGGAACUUCAAGCUGCGCUGGCAGCGGGAGGCCAUUAAAUCCCAGGAGUUUGUAGAAACGGGGCUCCACUACGACACCCGGAACUGGGAGGAAGAGUGGGAAUACCUCGUUGAAAUGACCUCCCCAGAAACAUCGGGGGCUCGAAACAGGCUUCCAUAUAAUGCGCUGGAAGAAAUCCACAUCUUCAUCCUCGCUAACAUCCUCAGGCGCCCGGUCAUUGUCAUUGCAGAUAAAGUGGUGAGAAGUUUAGAGUCAGGCUCCAGUUUCGCUCCUCUGAACGUUGGUGGUGUUUACUUGCCUCUCCUUUGGCCAGCUGAAGAGUGCUAUCGAUACCCAAUUGUGCUCGGCUACGACAACAUGCAUUUUACACCUCUAGUGACUCUGAAGGACAGCGGGCCAGAAAUCCGGGCUGUCCCUCUGGUCACCAGUGAACGAGGCAGAUUUGAGGACUUGAGCGUGCACUUUCUGACAGACGCGGAGGAGAGGGAGAAAGAGCAGCUGCUAAAAGACUACUUGAUAGUGAUAGAAAUUCCAGUGCAAGGCUGGGAUCAUGGCACAACCCAUCUAAUCAAUGCUGCAAAGUUAGAUGAAGGCAACCUACCCAAAGAAAUAAACCUGGUGGAAGAUUACUUCCAGCUGGUGCAGCACGAGUACAAGAAGUGGCAGGAGAACGGCGAACCCGCUAGAAGGGAGACCUGCUCCAGGAACAGGCAGGAACUGUCCCUCUCCCAGCUCUCCCUCUUACAGGUGAAAUGUGAAACGCCCAACUGCCCUUUCUACAUGUCCGUGAACACCCAGCCCUACUGCCACGAGUGCUUUGAGCGGAGGUCCCAGGCCGCCAAAGGCAGAAAGCAGACCUCCAAAGCAGCACCCGAGAAACUGAAGGCAUCUGGGUCAGGUUCCUCCUCCCGCGGGGACCUUUGCCAACCUGGGGGAUGGACGUCCGAAGAGCCCGUGACAGGCCCUCGCUCCGCACCUCCGACUGCUCCGAGCCUUUUCCUGUACAGCGAGACCACGGCCAUGAAGUGCAGGACACCAGACUGCCCCUUUACCUUGAACGUGCAACACAACGGGCUCUGCGAGCGCUGCUACAACUCCAGGCAGCUCGGUCCGUGCAACAACUUGGACGACGGGAGGCGUUUAGACCAUGCCACGUGCAAGGUGUGCCGUCAGAAGGCCAACAGGACCUUCAACGGCACGUGCAGCGCUUGCUUCAAAAGGACUACAGAGCACCCUUCGAGCGGCAGCCCCGCUUUCCUGCCCACAUGCCAUCAGAGGUCCACGUCCGACCCCUCCCAGAUCUCCCAGAGCCUCCUCCAGCACUCCUGCCACCAGCCUCCCAACAUCCAUGGUGAGGAACCCCCGCCGGCCGUCCUGCCUCCCGAGGAGAAGAGGGGAGGCAACCUCUGCAGGAAACCCGGCUGCAAGUUUUUUGGGACGGCGCAGAACGAGGGCUUUUGCACACUCUGCUUCUUCGAGUACAGGGAAAACCACGACAGCACUUUGCUACGCCACCAGAGGAGAUCUCAGAGGAAGUCCUCAUCGGCAGCAGCUCAGCUGGGAACCUCCGCUGCCGCCUUCCGUAACAGCGUGUCCUGCCAGCGGCGUGACUGCGGCACCCUGGGCAGCACGAUGCUCGAAGGGUACUGCCAGAACUGCUUCAUUAAAGCCCAGAACCAGCGGUUUCAGGAAGCCAGGAGGACAGAAGAACAGCUGGUGAGACAGCCAGAAAGAACGGGACAGCACAGAGAUUUGCCGCGAGCGGCGUUGAGUAGCCAGAAGAGACAAUGUGCUGUGGCUUCGUGUAGAAACAACCUGGCCAGCAGAAGUGAUGACUUGUACCCGGAGUGCCAGCGCCUCCUCGGUGGGCAGCUUCCAACCUCGGGGGGUACCAGGGACCCCCCUGCGGAGGAACCCCCGAAGCAACGCUGCCGAGCCCCUGCUUGCGACCACUAUGGCAAUGCCAAGUGCAACGGCUACUGCAACGAGUGCUACCAGUUCAAACAGAUCUAUGGCUAGCAGAGGGGAGGAGCUGGGACACAACCAGAAAGCCAGACCAGCUACUUCUUUCACUCAAACGGUGCUAUGUCCGAAACACUUAACAGUCCUGGGAGCGGGAGGGCCCAGGGGGCUGGGGUGGGGAGGGAAAUAUAAGCUGCCUGCUCAUCUUUGUGUUUAUUUCCCUGUCAUGGGAAUCAACGUCUACUUCCUCUAAACACUGCGUACAAGGACUGCUGAGAAGGGCAGGUUGCCUUCUGCACAGAGCUGUCGUUCGUUGACUAAGCUCCUACAAUGCCGUAUUUAAUUCUUGGACUUCCCAGGAGGAAGUGUGAAGCAUUUGAAUCCAAAGAACUUCCCGGUUCUGCCUCUUUUUUGCUUUUUUUCCCUCAAAACCUCCCCCUGCUCCCGGCCGAGGAGCCGCAGCUACUGUUGGAGGUGCAGGAGCUCUUUGUGUUUGCCUGCACCCGUCAGAGGUGAGUCUUUCCUGAGAGGGAUCCCCCAGGACAGGCUGAUG
Molecule: messenger RNA, 3110 nt
Organism: Calidris pugnax (ruff)
Lineage: Eukaryota; Metazoa; Chordata; Aves; Charadriiformes; Scolopacidae
Gene: TNFAIP3
Product: TNF alpha induced protein 3
Exons: 9
Coding region: 173-2614 (813 amino acids)
Biological process (GO): cell migration; protein K33-linked deubiquitination; positive regulation of Wnt signaling pathway
Cellular component (GO): nucleus; cytoplasm
Molecular function (GO): zinc ion binding; cysteine-type deubiquitinase activity; K63-linked polyubiquitin modification-dependent protein binding
Source: RefSeq, a predicted model, not a curated record